Homarus americanus (American lobster) is the source of this 2787-nucleotide messenger RNA. RefSeq names its product protein dpy-30 homolog. The coding region runs from base 804 to 1076 and encodes 90 amino acids. The transcript has 4 exons. NCBI's taxonomy places the organism in Eukaryota, Metazoa, Arthropoda, Malacostraca, Decapoda, Nephropidae. The record is from RefSeq and is a predicted model, not a curated record. Gene Ontology annotation, cellular component: Set1C/COMPASS complex.
UAAGAAUAAUACAUCUCGAGUCGUCUGUAUACAUGUCAUUUCUAUUCGUGUAAAUUAAUAACUUACAAUUUGCCACUAAUACCAGCGACUGUUAGUGGUGACGAAACGGAUUUGAUAUUAGCAAGGAAAAGGAGUUUGGUGACGAAAUGGAUUGGUGACGAAAUGGGAUGUAUCCAUCUCCAACUAUGGCUUAGGAUUAAAGUUAAUACCAGAUAUCUAGCAGUGUUUUUGUAAUGGUGAGAAAUGCAGUUUCAUAGUCAUUCCAUCGGAUUUAUUCAGUGACAAAUCUGGAAGCUGUUCACUUGAAUCACUUCCAACCCAAAUUGACCAAUGGGCGUUCGUAAUGACACUAGUAAACAAAUCCAUUUCCUUGUUCCCUGACGUCAUCAGUGUAGUUUAUGGUUUAUAUGAACGUUUCACCAGUUGGAGUAUCAUUUAAUUACAUAAAAUAAAUAUCUUCUUAUUCAAGUACUGUUCCUUCAUCAACAUAAACUAGAAUUAGAUUUUGGUCGUAGAUAAGAAUUCAAGUGAGACCUUAACUACCAAUCAAACACUCAUAUAUCUUAAUAUUACCGGCAAAUAACUAAAUAUCAAUCUCGGGAAGAAUAUCAGUGUUUACAAUAAAAACUUUUAUAUUAAUUAAUUUGAGGUUCACUAAAAUAUUUCUGUAUUAUGAGAUAUAUAUUUUGUAGUAAAAGAUCGUUCAGCAGAGGCCCUCAGCAGUGUAGUGUAGUCAUUAGCGUGUGAGCUGAGGAGGAGGCCAACCCACCCAAACAAACUGUGCUACAGGAAGGCAGUGGACAAUGGAUUCGGAAGCAGAAUCUUCAGAUGUUGUAAGUGAUGCCGUGGAGAAGGUGAGCGGUGGAGGUGGUGAGAGUAAUGGAGAGACCUCAGCUAAGAGACCAAGGGUUGAUGUGUCAUCAUUACCUACACGCCAAUACCUUGACCAGACUGUGGUGCCCAUCCUCUUACAAGCCGUCACACAGCUCAACAAGGAAAGACCGGGGGAUCCAAUAGAGUGGCUGGCAAAUUACCUUCUUAAGAAUAAGCCACAAUUCACUAAUGGCAACACAUAACAGGUGUAAGGAAGGAUGUUAAAAGACCUGCAGUACCUCACUUGGGUAUAUAGAUUUUUCUCGCAGACAUCUCAAGUUCAAAUCAUCUACCUAAAGAACAUUACCCCUUGUAAUAGCAUGCUGCCUUUACUCAAUCAAACUCUCUUAAGUGUUACCAUCAGUAUCCUAAUAAGCUGUCUCUUUGUAGUGGGAAUUACCAAAUAAGUCCUAUAUAAAGUUAAAAAGACAUAGGUUAAAUUAAUACAUGAGACCUGUUGUGGUAUUUCUUUGAUCCCUUUACUGUAUAACCUAAAUUUCCUUCACUUGUUGACUUUUGUAAAGCAUUCACUACCGUAAAUCAACAGAAUCGAGACCCAGGGUACCACUCACAUUAUUGGUUAGACUUAACUAUACAAUUAGUCUUUAACUUCCAGUUGCAUCAGUAUCCCAUAAAAGUAAGACUUUGGGGCAACAGUCAUCAUUAAGUUUACCGGUACAGUAUAUAUAAUUGCACUGGAAUGUAUGCACUGCAUCUUCGUCUGUUACAGGAUGGCCUACUGAACUAGAGUUAGGUGUGUUUCCCUUAGUUUAUUAACUCUUUCAGUGGUGCAACAUAAACUUGCUUCAAGGCCCUGUACCUAAGUAGCACCCAUGAGGUGUUCACUUGGGAGACAUUUCCCAUUAGGUCUUAAUGAGUUCCUAUAGCUUAUUUUCUUUUGGAAUGUGACUUAUGUUUUGGUAAGUGAAUUGCAGUCCCAUUAAUUAUGAGUCCUUGUGAACAUUUUGGGGAAAAAGUUGAAAUGGCUAAAAACACAAUAUGAUUGUGUGGACCAAGUCUGCUUAUAGGUCUGUCAACACUCCAACCUCGGGAUUGUCAUUGUGUUGUCAUGUUCAUGAUUUUUUGUGUUCAUUUGCAUUCCUUUGAUCCAAACAAAUGCCAAGUUUGGGGUAAAAUACAUGAUUAUGUGUUAUGUAUUAGACCAAAGUCCAAUUUUGUCUCGGUACAUGUUUGUUGUGAUUUUGACUCGGGGAAAUGUUCCCAGGUAAGGAUAAGCUUUUGUUUUUUGACUUGAAUGUAGUGCUAGAUAAUGUUGUUGUGGGGUACAUAUGCUGUCCUGUGACCCAGAUCCCAUUGUAGUUCAUGAAUAGCUUUGUAAGAUAUUAUCGUUGUUAAGGGUGUUUUGAGAUUUUAGACUGACUUAAGAUAUGGUGACUAGGGCCUUGAAAUCAUCCUUUUAAAAUCUCUUGUCUCUCUUUGGUGAAUAAAAUAAUCUGGCAUUACCCAAAUAAAAUAUUAAAAGUCAUGUCCCAAAGUGAAGGGGAUUGAGGGAGAUGAUUUCAUUGGGGGAGCUUAAACAAAUUGUAUAAGUUAAAUCACUGCCACUAACGUUUUGGGUAACCUACAUCCCGACCUCACUGACUCAUUGAGCACUUUACAGGAGUUGCUAAGGGAAAGGCUGUUAAUAUGAAUUCCUCAUUUAUAUUAAUUUAAAUUUAGUUUUAAUUAAAUUGCACAAGUUUUAAUUGAAGGUGUGGUAUUGACUUUAAAAUUUGCACUAGUUUAGUACCACAUUGUAUACACAUUGAUUAACUUUAAACCAGCCUAAAAAUUUUUUAAUUUAAUCAAGCUGUUAUUUUUGUCAGCGAUAUAUAUAGCACUUGGAGAAGAUGUGAAUUUAAAGAAGACCUCUUUACUGAAUCAUCUGUUGUGUAUUAUAUGCUCUUUACUGAA